Sparassis crispa is the source of this 594-nucleotide messenger RNA. RefSeq lists its product as hypothetical. Lineage: Eukaryota; Fungi; Basidiomycota; Agaricomycetes; Polyporales; Sparassidaceae. The transcript has 3 exons. The coding region runs from base 1 to 594 and encodes 197 amino acids. The record is from RefSeq and is a predicted model, not a curated record.
AUGCUUUCGUUGCCUGUCCUCAAUGAGCAUCAGACCUCCAGUGGUCCGUGCGUUGGUCUCGGGUUCGCCGCAUUCGAUAUCGCAUACAACUUCACUCUUGCGACGUACAACCUCACGGACGGUAUUGCGUCACCCGGCGACACCCCGGCAAGGCUCACAAUGGUGACUUUCGAGGAAUCGCCCCCGGUAACCAUCGGGGCACUCACACCGUACGCUUCGUACCCUCAGACUCUCUUCCGGAACUUCUCGAUGAUCAAUGGCACUCUGAUUCCGACUGGUGCUACCGGUUUGACUGCAUCCAACUUUGAUGUGUAUGCCGGCUCCGCACUGCUCUUCAAGUACUCCCAGGUUCCCGAGGAAGUCGAUCCUGGUGCGCAAAUAUACUGUGCUAUGGCUAAUACCGAUCCCGCCGGUGGAGGCAUCCCUUACCCCGUCCUCGCUGUGAACGGUGACCUGAACGGCUUCUCGCUGUGUCUCACUGAUGACAAUGGCGCGGGGCACUACAAUGUAGUGUACCAGGCGCAAGAGGGCAACGAGCAUUAUGAUUACAGCACCUGCUACCCCGUUUCUAUCAAUCUGCUUGGCUUGUUCUGA